AAUGCUUGAUCCAAGGGAGGCGAGCGAGAUCGAGAGGUAAGAAGGAAGCUGAAGACGGGUCACUGUUGGCUUUUCUCUGCCUCUUUUAUUCCAGAUAUGGAGCUCCUCUCUUUGGCGGCGGUUGUAAUCGACGCGGUAUCGACCAGGGCUUGAGAUCGCCAGCGGAACCCGAAGCGGAGGCAUCACAGAGGGGAAGAAUCCAGCGAAAUAUUUAGGCCUUGCUUCCAAUCCGAAUCUACGGAAGAAUCGUUGAGGUGCAAUCGAGAGGAGGAAGGAGGAGGAGCUCGUCCGUCGUUACUGCCGCCGUGCUUCUCUUCACUCGAAGUAGUGGUUCCCAGCCAUGUAUCCCCUCAUCGACCUUAUGAAAGGAGUGGGAUAAUUCUUCAUGGAGCUUGCUUUUUUAUUGAAAUACUAUAUGUAACCCAGAACUAUAUUUUUUCAAUUUUCAAAUUAUGAUGAAUUUAUCCAACAAAGGUCUUGCAGACAGCAAGGUUGCAAAGUUGAGUUCAUUGAACAGGGUCACCACAUUAAAUCCUAGUGCAGCCGAAUUUGUUCCUUCAGCCCUUAAAUAUACCUAUGGAGUCACCAAAAGUGCAGAGUCAACAAAGUUUGAUCUUCCAGGGUCUUCUAGAAAAGCAGUCUUAGACCAAACAGGGUCUAAUACUUCAAAUAAUUCAGAUGAUGAGAUACACCAGUACUGGCGUGACCAGCUUCCUGAUGACAUCACUCCUGACUUUGAAGUCAUUGGAGAAGAAGAGUUGCAUGAACCUUCUCACCUUACACUUGCAGGUUUCUCAGUUCAUGAUGGUGUUGAACAAUCAAAAUUUUCAGCAUUAGCGACUGGCCAGACAUUGAAUAUGCGGCAAGAUCUUUCUUCUCCUACCACUGAUAUUGGAAAUAUGGGAUAUCCUGGAUCUGUUAACUAUAAACAACAAUCAUCAGUUGCUUCCAUGAUUUCAGCUUCUAAUAUGAAGGGAAAAUCAUUCAUUGGUGAACAGCAUGGGAAGGUACUUUAUGAUGGAGAUUUGAAUGCUGAUUUGGUGGGGAAUUUGAUGGGGAAUUUGAUGGGUGAUAAUGUGUUUCUUCAGAACUCAAUCACUGAUCCCAUAGAAUACUUAUCAUCACAAUUUCCUGGUUUUGCCGUUCAGAGCCUUUUAGAUGUUUAUUAUGCAAAUGGAUGUGAUUUGACCUUGACCAUUGAGAUUCUGACUCAGCUUGAGCUUCAAGUUGAUUCCGGCUCUGACCAAAACCUUAGCACAAAUUCCUUGGCUGCUCCAAACUUUAGCCCGAUGGACUUUCCAGCUCUUCCAUUAGCAGACACUCAAAAUCAGUUGUCAAAGUAUACUGGAGAAGAUGUUCAACAUGGUUUUAAUAUGCACAAAUCUUCUUCUGGUACAUCAAGAGGUGAUAUUGAUUUUGCUUCAACUGUUAGAAAAUUAGCAUUGCAGGAUUCUGGUCACUGGAAGUAUGAUAGAAAAGGCUCUGCUGAUACUGGUGUUGGUUCAAGUAGCAAUUCCCAACAGUUGGCUACUUCAUAUAAUGGUCUUAGCAAAAUGGUUUACGGGGAUAAAUGGCAUGGUUCAGGUCCAGCUCGGUCAUCUCCUGUUUGGCUUGAGACUGGGGAAGCAGUGGGUAAUAUUUUUAGUAUAUCUUCUUUUACUGCUCACCAUAUUUCCAUGAAUUUUUACUGGAUUUAUCUAAAGUUUCCCCUUAUCUAUGUUUCCAUUUCUGAGAUUACAGCAAAUAUAUAUUCAGAGUCAAGAGAAGAAGCUCGUGAUUUUGCACGUCUUCGAAAUGCAUGCUUUGAACAGGCAAGACAAGCAUACCUCAUUGGCAACAAGGCUCUAGCAAAGGAACUGAGUUUGAAGGGUCAGUUGUACAACAUGCAGAUGAAAGCAGCUCAUGAAAAAGCUAAAGAAACAAUUUACCAGAGAAGGAACCCAUCUUCUGAGGUCCUUGGCUGCAGCCGCGGGCAGGAUCAUCUUAUCGAUCUGCAUGGCCUUCAUGUCGGUGAAGCCAUACAUGUUCUACAUCGUGAACUGAGAGCCAUGAGGAACACGGCAAGGGCUGCUGGGCAGCAACUGCACGCCCUGAUAUGCGUCGGGACUGGUCACCACACCAAGGGCUCACGAACACCUGCCAGGCUUCCUGUGGCAAUCGAGCAGUACCUGGUGGAGGAAGGCCUUCGCUUCACCCAGCCUCAGCCCGGUCUGCUCCGUGUUGUGAUAUACUGACACAAAAUGAGAAGAAAAAAAAAAGUAUAGAAGAGGGUCGUGAAUUAUAGAAAAUGAAAAAAAAAAAGUGUCUAGCAUUGUAACAUUAACAAUGGUGGCUUUCUGGACACGUUUUGUUAGCCAUUCUGUGGAAUUAUUUGAUUCCAGGGGGAAUUAUUUUUUGUGAGAA
Messenger RNA from Musa acuminata AAA Group (dessert banana), 2403 nucleotides. RefSeq names its product polyadenylate-binding protein-interacting protein 7-like. Lineage: Eukaryota; Viridiplantae; Streptophyta; Magnoliopsida; Zingiberales; Musaceae. The coding region runs from base 453 to 2234 and encodes 593 amino acids. The record is from RefSeq and is a predicted model, not a curated record. The transcript has 5 exons.